CUUCACACUGACAUUAUGGUGAUCUGCUGCGUAUUAGUUAGGGAAUAAUUAGGGAAAUUAUUUUACAUGUUUUAAAGUUUAAUCUUCGCAUUAUACUGAACAACAGAAAAUUGUAUCUUACUGGUGACAAACUUUAAGGGACUUUUUGUUUUAAAUCGAAACUAAGUACAGAACGAUAUUUGUUUACUUGUUGCCUUGGUAACGGAGGUGCAACUGUCACUGACAUGAACAACUAUGAAGUUGUACGGAAAAUUGGAGAAGGAGCGUUUGGAAAAGCUUUCUUAGUGAAAGCCAAAGACGGAGGCAGCGAAACGGAAUGCGUGGUGAAGGAAAUCAACCUGAGGAAGAUGCCUGUCAAGGAAAAAGAAGCUUCCAGAAAGGAAGUGAUCUUGCUCUCGAAGAUGAAGCAUCCAAAUAUUGUCAUGUUUAUAACAUCAUUUGAGGAGAAGACCAAUCUAUAUAUUGUAAUGGAAUACUGUGAUGGAGGAGAUUUGAUGAAGAGGAUCAAUAUGCAGAGAGGCGUCCUCUUUAGUGAAGACCAGAUAGUGGACUGGUUUGUACAGAUCUGCCUAGGACUGAAGCACAUUCACGACAGGAAGGUCCUACACCGGGAUAUCAAGGCUCAGAAUAUAUUUCUCACUAACAAUGGGAUGAAAGCAAAGCUCGGCGACUUUGGAAUUGCAAGAAUGUUAAACAACACCAUGGAACUUGCCAGAACGUGUGUGGGGACGCCUUACUAUCUCUCGCCAGAGAUUUGUGAGAACAGACCCUACAAUAAUAAGACGGAUAUCUGGUCUUUGGGAUGUGUUCUCUAUGAGCUGUGUUCACUCAAACAUGCCUUUGAGGGCAGCAGCCUAAAACAGCUGGUGCUCAGGAUCUGUAGGGGGAGCUUUAAACCCAUCGCCUCCCGUUACUCAUGCAACCUGCGCCUGCUGGUGACACAGCUGUUCAAGGUGAGCUCGCGGGACCGGCCCUCAGUCAACUCCGUCCUGAAGAGGCCCUUUCUGGAGAAACUCAUCAGGAAACACCUGGAUGCACAGAUGAUGGCAGAGGAGUUCAGCCACACUGUGCUGCACAGAAGGAGCCCCCCACGCCCCCACCCCCAGACACGGCCCAAGCCGAAACAGGCUGCAGAGCUUGUCGCUAAGCCUAGAGCUGCAGAGAGGCCUGCUCCCUCUGCCAAGCCUGGGGGCUUGGCGAAAAAAACACCCCUCAGACGAGUGUGGAAUCCCCCAGCCAAUGUCUACACUCCAGAGUAUCAACACCCGGUUAACCACAAAGCGGCACUGAAGGAGAAGAUUCCGAACCAGGACCAUUGGACCAAUCACAUGGUGAAUCUGUAUGACCAACCGCAGGGGCUCUAUGUCCACUACCACGCCCAGUUAGAUGCCAUCCAGCAGAGACGCCAGGAGGAGACCCCUCCUCAUCUUUAUCCUCCUCCUCCUCCUCCUCCGCCAGCAGCCAUUCAGGAGAAAGGCAGAGAUCCACAGAGUGACUGGGCACAUUGUCCAUAUCAGCCAUAUCAGCUGGUGGUGGCUGCGCGGGAAGAAUAUCUGCAGAGGAGACAAGAGGCCAAUCAGAACAAGCUGAGGGCUGAGAAGCAGCUGGGUCUCCGGCCCUCCACUGCAGACUCAAAUCAGCCCAGGGGGCAAGAGGCCAAGCAUAGAGGGGAACCCCCACCGGACCAGCACCAGGAGGAGUAUCUGAAACAGCUGCAGGUGAUCAGACAGCAGUAUCACGAAGACGUAAGGGGGAUCAGGAUGAAGGCGGGAGUGCAUGACUCAGAGAGAGAAACUGAGAAGCUGGACAAGAUGCAGCAAAAUAAGGCGGCACUGCAGAGGAAGGACAAGUGGAAGAAAGGAAUCAUGUUUGAGGUUCGCCUGAAUGAUGAAGCAAUACAGACUGGGAGAAAAAGAGAAGGGAAAGAAGAGAAAGAUCGGGGAUAUGAUGAGGACAACGAAGAGGACGAGGAGGAGGAAAUGGACCCAUUAAACCAGACCCUAACAUUCCAGGCUGGAGAGGAACUCAAGCACAGGGAGUGGAUUGGUGUGGGGGCAAAACCAGUGGCAGAGGAGGACCCAGAGGCAGUCCGGAGGAAGGGCUGGGGUAAGGAGGCCCCCGGGACACUGCUCGGUGCCCUCGCCAACAUGGAGGUGUCCUCCAUCUGCACCACGUCUGCUCCUGCCCUGGCAGAAGAUGGGGGACCCUGGGAACAGAGGAGACUGUGGGCCGGGGGGGCACCAAACACUCUACUACAGGCCUUCGGGCAAGCAGCACUUACCUCUACUGUCACCUUCAAGCCCUCAGGAGAGGGAGAAGAUGAGGAUGAUGAAGGCUCAGGCACAGACGUGGAUGCAGAGCGACUGGAGCCCCGGUCAGACGACGACGACACAAACUUUGAGGAAUCAGAAGAUGAGCUGAUGGGAGAGGUGAUUGAAUCCAUGAAGAACUGUAUCCCUCAGGAGGAGAUGGAGGAGGAGAAUGGAGAAGAUGAAGCAAACAGAAAGCAGACAGAGGGCCAAAGGCUGGAGACCGGUGAUGGGGAGACAGAACAUGCCAUGGCCACCACACAGAACACUCAAGCCAGGCGUCACAGCCAGACUCCAGAAUGCACAAAUUUGCAGAUGCAGUCAGGAAAUCCAGGUGUCGUAGACGGGGAUCAGGCCGAUGGUGGGGAAAUCACCGCUGCCGAGCAGGGGCUAAGCUAGCAGAGACUCAGCAUGACCAGCACUGUGAGGAAGCUCCCCAAGACAGCAGCACACAGUGACAGUCCAUCUCAGGGAUAUGACAGGUCUCCGAUCAGCUCGAACAUCUCAUUUGCAGGCCCAUCAUGCAGCUGCGCUUUCUGGUCUCAUUACUAGUUAAAUGUUAAGGGGUCUCUCCCCAGUGUCUGUACAGGGGAGGUGGGUGAUGAAGAGGGAUAUACUUCUGGUGCGUACAUGGCACCUACUUACUGUACUGGGCUCCUGGUUACAUCUCUAAUAGAAUGCAGCAAAAUAGGCAAUGGAAUCAAAUUAAGUCAAAAGAAUUCAAAACAGAACACAUAACAUUCUGGAAUGCAAAGCGAUUUGGUGUGACGAUAUUUUGUUUCAAACUUUAAGUGUGGAAAAA
Molecule: messenger RNA, 3111 nt
Organism: Paramormyrops kingsleyae
Lineage: Eukaryota; Metazoa; Chordata; Actinopteri; Osteoglossiformes; Mormyridae
Gene: nek5
Product: serine/threonine-protein kinase Nek5
Biological process (GO): protein phosphorylation
Molecular function (GO): ATP binding; protein kinase activity
Source: RefSeq, a predicted model, not a curated record